Ilex paraguariensis (yerba mate) is the source of this 1761-nucleotide messenger RNA. The record is from the annotation of a GenBank genome assembly. NCBI's taxonomy places the organism in Eukaryota, Viridiplantae, Streptophyta, Magnoliopsida, Aquifoliales, Aquifoliaceae.
AUGGUACGAGGGCCAAGGCUGAAAGAUUCGGUGGAAGUUGUUUCUCUCAAACCGUGCACCAUCACCAUCGUCCAAGAGGACUACACGGAAGAACAAGCCGUAGCACACAUCAGACGACUCCUCGAUAUCGUGGCCUGCGCGACCUCCUUCGGUGCGUCCUCGUCUUCUCCCAAACCCGCCGGUCGAACCGGUUCAAAAGAACCCAACUCAAAAGAUUCCGGUUCAAACGACGUCGAGCCCGGUCCAGACAAUAAUGGUUCCGCCGAAAUUACUACAACGAAGCCCAAGGGUGCUGCUGAAAAGAAGAUAUCGUGUUCCGGCACCGGUGGGUCCCACCCCCAUGGGGACAAGCCGGCGAAGUCGUCGGAGAUUGCUGAGCCGGCGGAGAAAGGUGACGUCGCGGCUGCGAUGAUGUAUCCGCCGCCUAGUCUCGGGCAGUUCUACGACUUCUUCUCUUUCGCCAACCUCACUCCGCCUAUUCAAUACAUUCGAAGGUCCACUCGUCCGUUCCUGGAGGAUAAAACAGAUGAUGAUUUAUUUCAAAUAGAUGUUCGAGUUUGCAGUGGGAAGCCAACAACAGUUGUUGCUUCUCUGAAAGGGUUCUAUCCAGCAGGAAAACGUAUUCUUUUGAGCCACUCUUUGGUUGGUCUGUUGCAGCAGAUAAGUCGGAUCUUUGAUGCUGCAUACAAAGCUCUCAUGAAAGCUUUCACUGAGCACAACAAAUUUGGGAACCUUCCUUAUGGUUUUCGAGCAAACACAUGGGUUGUGCCUCCAGUUAUCGCUGAUAACCCAUCAAUGUUCCCACCAUUUCCUGUGGAAGAUGAAAACUGGGGGGGAAAUGGGGGCGGACAGGGAAGAGAUGGUAAACAUGAUUAUAGACCAUGGGCAAAGGAGUUCUCAAUUCUGGCUGCAAUGCCUUGUAAAACAGCAGAGGAGAGGCAAAUUAGAGAUAGGAAAGCCUUUCUACUUCACAGUCUAUUUGUCGACGUUUCUGUCUUUAAAGCAGUUGGAGCCAUCAAACAUCUCAUUGACAAUUAUCAGUGGUCUCCAAAUGGUGUCACUGGUUCCAGUUCCCAUGAGGAAAGAGUAGGAGAUCUGCUAAUCCGUCUGACAAAAGAUGUGCCUGACGCAAGCACAAAGCAGGAUGGUAAAAAUGACGGGAGUCUGGUUCUUGGAAUGUCACAGGAAGAGAUUGCUCGGAGAAACUUGUUUAAAGGCAUAACUGCAGAUGAGAGUGCAACUGUUCAUGAUACUUCCACUCUGGGUGUAGUAGUUGUUAGACACUGCGGUUAUAUGGCCGUUGUGAAAGUCGCUGCCGAAGUGAAUUGGGAUGGCAACACAAUCCCUCAGGACAUCAACAUUGAGGACCAGCCUGACGGAGGCGCUAAUGCAUUGAAUGUGAAUAGCUUAAGAAUGCUAUUGCAUAAGUCAUCUACACCUCAAUCAACUGGUGCAGUUCUGAGAUUGCACUAUGCAGAUGUUGAAGACCUAAAUUCUGCUAGCUCUUUGGUAAAGGAGGUGCUAGGGAAAAGCUUGCUGAAGUUGCAGGAAGAAGGCACUAAACACAAACAAUCUAUCAGAUGGGAGCUGGGGGCAUGUUGGGUACAACAUUUACAAAAUCAGGCCUCUGGGAAAUCUGAUCCUAAGCAAACAGAAGAAGCUAAGCUUGAGCCAGCUGUAAAGGGUCUCGGGAAGCAUGGUGGAUUGCUUAAGGAAAUUAAGAGGAAAUCAGAUACCCAAAGCAGCAAAACUGAGCAGGGA